This is a messenger RNA of Tauraco erythrolophus (red-crested turaco), 1158 nucleotides long. The record is from RefSeq and is a predicted model, not a curated record. Lineage: Eukaryota; Metazoa; Chordata; Aves; Musophagiformes; Musophagidae.
AUGGAGAACUCCUGCGUGGGCCGCUGCGAUGAUGGCUUCAACGCGCAGCACAAGGCCCAGUGCGACACCCUCUGCAUGUACUACCACAUGACCCGGGGAGACGUGUUCGCCUUACCAGAGGAUGACUACCUUGACUACAACUUCACUGUCAACUUUGGCACGGAGGAGAACACUGAGGCAACAGUAGUGGAGGAGCCUGUGGAUGAGGUGCCCAGCACCACGCAGGAUGAUUUUGGGACGUGGGACCCCCUGGAGGAGCCCGAAGAGCUAUGCAGCAAGAAACCUUUUGAUGCCUUCACUGACCUGAAGAAUGGUUCCCUUUACGCUUUCCGAGGGAAGUACUUCUAUGAGCUGGACGAGACAAGCGUGCGGCCAGGGUACCCCAAGCUCAUCAGCGAUGUCUGGGGCAUCGAGGGCCCCAUCGAUGCAGCCUUCACACGCAUCAACUGUCAAGGCAAGACUUACCUGUUCAAGGGCAGCCAGUACUGGCGCUUUGACGAUGGAGCCCUGGACCCUGGGUACCCACGUAACAUCUCUGAGGGCUUUGAAGGCAUCCCAGACAACAUUGACGCAGCUUUCGCCCUCCCCGCACACAGCUACCACGGCAAUGAGAGGGUCUAUUUCUUCAAGGACAAAUACUACUGGUCCUACGACUUUGCCCAGCAGCCCACGCAGGCCGACUGCGAAAAGUCCUCCCCCUCCACCGUGUUCGGCCACUACGCCUUCAUGAACCGCGACAGCUGGGAGGAUGUUUUCCAGAUCCUCUUCGGUGGCAGGAUGAACGGGGCGAGCAGGCCGCGGUACAUCAGCAAAGACUGGCGGGGGGGGGGCCGUUUUUCGGCCAGUAUCUCCGUGCCCUCCCACCAGCCCCGGAGGAGGAAGUCUCGCCGCCAGCGCAAGAGGUACAAGAACCACCGGUCACUGAAUUUGGGUUUCUGGGGCUGGCUCCAAAACGACUCUGACUCCGCGGAUGUCGAAAGCGACUGGCUGUCAGGCUCCAAGUGCGAGACCCUCCAGAGUGUCUACUUCUUCGUAGGAGACAAGUACUACCGCGUCAACCUGCGUACCAAGCGCGUGGACCUGGCGCAGCCCCGCUACCCGCGCUCCAUCGCCCAGUACUGGCUGAACUGCCCGCAGCCCGGGGAGGAGAGCACCUGA